UUGGCACCAAGAUCAUGUUUCACAGACUUUCAACAGUGCCCUGUCGUCGUUCCUUAAACAAAAAUGAACCCCAAAAACAUCCCAAAGAGACUUGGGGCAACGGACAGAGAUGCAAAGUUUAGAUGUGUGGCAACAGCUUAACAUGGGGUCGGGUUUCUUAGGGCCCUGGCUAUAUUUAACCUAGUGAUCUAACACCAGGCAGAGGGUUUAAAUGCCACCCCUGCAGUUGGUGUGGAGCAGUUGUUGCCCACAGAUCUUGUUCGGCACGAGCUCGGGGAUACACACGUGCAGUGCACACAUACACCACGCAGGACCUAGGACGUGAAAGAGCAAGUGAGGAAAGAAGAGAGCAAGCCAGUGGAGUGCACACUUCUCCAGCCUUAAGUCAGCCUAGAUGGAGCUUUUUGAGACCAACCCGUACUUCUUCCCCGAGCAGCGCUUUUACGAAAGCGGUGAGAACUUCUUCCCUUCCAGGCUUACAGGGGGAUUUGAUCAAGGAGGAUAUCAGGACCGGAGCUCCAUGGUGGGGCUGUGUGGGGACGGAAGGCUGCUUUCUAGCAAUGUAGGUCUGGAAGACAAGCCAUCUCCAUCCUCCACACUGUCUCUGUCACUCUCACCCAACCAGGAGCAAGAGCACUGCCCGGGGCAAUGCCUGCCGUGGGCCUGCAAGGUGUGCAAGCGAAAGUCGGUAAGCAUGGACCGGCGUCGAGCGGCCACGCUACGUGAGAAGCGCAGGCUCAAGAAGGUAAAUGAGGCAUUUGAGGCGCUUAAGCGCAGCACACUGACAAACCCCAACCAGAGGCUACCCAAGGUGGAGAUCCUCAGAAGUGCUAUCCAGUACAUCGAGCGGCUACAGGCACUUGUCAGUUCACUCAAUCAGCAGGAGCAUGAGCAGACUGGCCUGCAUUACAGGUCCUCGGCUGCUCAGAGGGUGUCAUCCUCCAAUGAGCAGGGUUCAGGCAGCACAUGCUGUAGCAGCCCGGAGUGGAGCACUGCAUCAGACCACUGCACCACAGCCUAUGGCUCCACCCAUGAAGAUCUGCUGAACGAAGAUUCUUCGGAGCAAGCCAAUCUGAGAUCUCUGACAUCUAUCGUCGACAGCAUCACGGGCACAGAGGGAGCGCCGGUCGCUUACUCAGUGGACAUUACGAAGUGAACAAGAGAUGGAGUGAAGGAGUGUUGGAAGCGAUACCAUUCUAACAUCCAGUUCCAGAAAGCCUAUACCUAUAAAUACAGCACUACCUGUUACACCAAAAGCAUGAAAACCCAAAGAAAUCCAUGAAAAGCCCCCUGGGUACAAUUUCCAAUCACAUUUAGUGGUCCAUCACAAAUAUUUCCAGUUGUUUUGUUAUUUUUGGAAGAUGUCCAAGCUAGCUAGUCUAGACUGAUAUGUUGUCCUUUGGAACUUUCCUCGAUUUUUGUUUUUGCAUUGUUUUUUUUUUUGCAUGUGUGUUAUGCCUACCAACAAAUAUUCAUUUAUGGGGCCAAUGUUUUAUGACUGUCUUGACCAAUAUUGCUUAAUUUAACUAGUUCCAUGAUGCCAUGUAAAUACGUUCCUAUUUUCUACUGAGUGGAUCUGCUGGUUUAUUUGUUAUAUUUUUUUGUUUGGAAUAAUUUAUUUGGACUGUUUUUUUUUAAAUAAUAAUAAUUAUAAUAAUAAUAAUAAUAAAGAUUGUUGUGUAUUUGUACAUGUGUUUGGUCAUCAAGAAUUCUUCAUAUUUGUUUCUCACACACAUUCAAAAACAUACCCAUCCAGAAAACUGUUACAUAGUUAAAUAUUUAUUUCACAUAUAUAUUGUACAUAUAUAUAUGCAUAUAGAUUUACAGUGAAAGAAAAAAAAAGAACCUACAGAACAUAGUCUCCUUCUGAAAACAAGUCAAGGAGAAUUUUCACUUUAAUAGACUUCACCCACAUGCCUCAUGUGGAAUCUGAUAUAACUACUGUAUACAUA
Molecule: messenger RNA, 1952 nt
Organism: Ictalurus furcatus (blue catfish)
Lineage: Eukaryota; Metazoa; Chordata; Actinopteri; Siluriformes; Ictaluridae
Gene: myog
Product: myogenin
Exons: 3
Coding region: 395-1156 (253 amino acids)
Biological process (GO): positive regulation of transcription by RNA polymerase II; positive regulation of myoblast differentiation; muscle organ development
Molecular function (GO): RNA polymerase II cis-regulatory region sequence-specific DNA binding; protein dimerization activity; DNA-binding transcription factor activity, RNA polymerase II-specific
Source: RefSeq, a predicted model, not a curated record